AUGGCAAUUGGAGUACUUGCUAUUGGCAUCUUAGUUCCCUAUAGCCUUGGCCUCUUCGGUGAGGCUCAGGCAAAGCCCACUGUCAUCGACCCUGCCAAGCUACCAGCUACGGCCCAGAUAAUCGACCAGAAGAGCUUCAAUGUUUUGGAGCAUGUCCCUCCACCGAAAGAAGCUAAUGCUACAACUAGGUUCCUCUGGCCAGGAGUUACCUAUGAAUCCCUGACUGAACGACCAUUUCAUGUUUACGAUGCGGAGUUCCUUGAUAUAAUCGGAAGCAAUCCAACCUUGACAUUGCUUGCUACUUCAGAAAAAGAUCCCAUUUUCCACGAAGCUGUUGUAUGGAACCCUCCAACUGCAGAAGUUUUCUUCGUGCAGAAUGCAGGCGAUCCGGAUGCUGGGACAGGACUUGCAAAGUCAUCUGUAAUCCAAAAGAUUUCUUUGGCAGAAGCUGAAGCUCUGAAGAAUGGAUCGCACACUGAGAGCCAAGUCAAGAUCACGGUGGUAGAUUCUGAUCCGCAAGUCAUCAACCCCAAUGGCGGAACGAAUUACAAGGGACAGAUCAUCUUCGCAGGCGAAGGGCAAGGCGAGAAGAUACCCUCGGCUUUGUAUCUGAUGAACCCCGAAGCGCCAUACAAUACAACAACCCUUGUGAACAACUUCUUUGGCAGGCAAUUCAACUCCCUCAAUGAUGUCUCCGUCAACCCGCGCAACGGCGAUAUCUACUUCACAGAUACCAUGUAUGGCUACUGGCAGUACUUCCGCCCCGAACCCGGACUGCAAAACCAAGUCUAUCGCCUCGACCCAGACACUGGAGCGUUGACUGUUGUUGCAGAUGGUUUCGUCGCUCCAAAUGGACUCACUUUCUCGCCUGAUGGACUCCACGCUUAUGUUACAGACACUGGCAUAAGCAAUGCACUAUUCGGGCAUAACUACACUCGUCCCUCCUCUAUCUACCGAUUCGAUGUACAGGAAGAUGGUACAUGGGACAGCCGUAAGACGUUUGCUUUCACAGCAGCUCGUCUACCGGAUGGAAUUCAUUGUGAUUCCAAAGGCAACGUGUACGCGGGCUGCGGUGAUGGCGUGCAUGUCUGGAAUCGCUCCGGAAAGCUCAUUGGAAAGAUUUACACAGGAGUCAAUGCAGCCAACUUUCAAUUCGCUGGCAAAGGACGCAUGGUUAUUAUGGGGAGGAAAAAACUGUUCUAUGCGACUCUGGCUGCUUCUGGAGCACCAUUGAGUUGA
Fusarium proliferatum ET1 is the source of this 1239-nucleotide messenger RNA. RefSeq names its product putative lactonohydrolase. NCBI's taxonomy places the organism in Eukaryota, Fungi, Ascomycota, Sordariomycetes, Hypocreales, Nectriaceae. The record is from RefSeq and is a predicted model, not a curated record. The coding region runs from base 1 to 1239 and encodes 412 amino acids. The transcript is spliced from 8 exons.